AGUAUGUGGGCUGACAUAGGUGGAAACAGACUCGCAUUUAUUGAUAUCUAAUUCGUGUAUAGAAAGUAAAUUGGAAAAAGGACAUAUUUUCUCUGAACUGGCACGGGCAGUGUGUUUUUUCAUAUCCCGUAUCUUGCUUGGAUCGUUGCGGAGAAUAUUUUUUUUUUCUUUUGCUAUGGCUUGUGGAAUACCACCCUUCUCUCGGUGCGUGAAAUGGCGCUUUGGUUGCGGACAGAAUUUGCAGCUUCUCUUCUUCCUUUUGUAUCUCAACCAUAUGGUCAGCGGACAUAUCCGAUAUUCAAUCCCGGAGGAGAUGAAGAAGGGAUCUCUAAUCGGUAAUGUAGCACAGGAUCUUGGUUUGGAUCUGAAAAGGCUCCUCUCUGGCCGGGCCCGUAUCGUGACCGGAGAGAGUAUCCAGUACACCGAGCUGAAGACAGACAAAGGAACGCUGGUAGUGAAAGAGAGAAUAGACCGAGAGCAGCUUUGUGGAGACGUGACACCGUGUAGCUUCAGCUUUGAGGUGAUUUUAGAAAACCCGAUGGAGCUACAUCAAAUUACAGUUGAAAUUACAGACAUAAAUGAUCAUUCGCCCACAUUUAAACGACACGCAAUCCAAUUUGAAAUCAGCGAAUCAGCUAAUACUGGCGCUCGGUUUUCACUAGCGAGUGCAGAAGACCCAGAUGUGGGUGUCAAUGGACUCAAAGAAUAUAUUUUGACCGAGAAUGACAAUUUUGCUCUGAAACAAAAUUCGAAUGCAGAUGGAAAGAAAUAUGCAGAGAUGGUGCUUCAGAAGCCAUUAGACAGAGAAACAAAUCCUAAUCUAUCUCUAAAGCUAAUAGCUGUAGACGGUGGAACUCCGCAGAGAUCUGGUACAGUAAAUAUAGAUAUCACUGUUCUUGAUGUAAAUGACAAUGCGCCUGUAUUUAAUCAGUCAGUGUACAAAGCUACUGUGAUGGAAAAUGCUCCCAGAGAUACUUAUGUAACCACUGUUAAUGCUAGUGACGCAGAUGUCGGGUCAAACAGUAUCGUGACGUAUUAUUUUUCAGAUCCUAACAGUGGUCUGGGGAAUUUAUUUAUGGUUGAUGAAAAAAGUGGCGUAAUUUUAAUAACAGGUUCUAUCGAUUAUGAAAAAGACAAGAAGUACGAGCUCAGAAUUGAUGCAAAAGAUCAGGGAGGUUUGACAGACUCGAGUAAAGUGAUAAUUGAAGUAACUGAUGUAAAUGACAACGCCCCUACUAUCAGCGUCAUGUCAUUCACUAGUCCUGUGUCAGAGGACUCUCCUCCUGGAACAACUAUUGGCAUUAUAAAUGUAAAAGACCUGGAUUCAGGUGAUAACGGACAAGUGAACUGUAGAAUAGAACAAAAUGCACCUUUCAAGAUUAAAUCUAAUUUAAGAAAUUACUAUACUUUGGUAACAGAUACUGUGUUAGAUCGUGAGAGUGUUUCAGAAUAUAACAUCACUGUAGUUGCAACAGAUGCAGGAAUGCCUCCUCUCUCAACAACAAGAACCUUUAAUUUAAAGGUCUCUGAUGUGAACGAUAAUGCUCCAGUGUUUUCACUAAGUGCUUACAGUGCGUUUAUUGCAGAGAAUAACUCUCCAGGUUUUUCUGUUCUCACGCUGAGGGCUAAAGAUCCCGAUGAAAACCAAAACGCCCGUCUAUCUUAUAUUCUGGAAGAUACCAAUAUCGGUGGAUCUCCAGUUUCUGAAUUUGUUUCUAUAAAUGCAGAAAGCGGAGUGAUACACGCGGUGCGCUCAUUUGAUUAUGAGCAAAUCAAACAGCUGGUCUUCGUUGUGAAAGCGCAGGAUGGAGGCUCCCCUCCACUCAGUAGCAACGUGAGUGUGAAAAUACUGAUCCAGGACCAGAACGACAACCCUCCUCAGGUGCUGUACCCAGUGCAGACUGGUGGCUCUGUGGUGGCUGAAAUGGUGCCUCGUUCAGCAGAUGUGGGCUAUCUGGUGACUAAAGUGGUGGCUGUUGAUGUGGACUCUGGACAGAAUGCCUGGCUGUCCUAUAAACUGCAGAAAGCCACAGACAGGGCGCUGUUUGAAGUGGGCUUACAGAAUGGAGAAAUCAGAACUAUCCGCCAAGUGAGUGAUAAAGAUGCUGUCAAACAAAGACUGAGUGUUAUAGUGGAGGACAACGGGCAGCCCUCUCGUUCAGCUACAGUCAUUGUUAACGUGGCGGUGGCGGACAGCUUCCCUGAAGUGCUGUCUGAGUUCACUGACUUUCCACACGACAAGGAGUACAAUGACAACCUGACUUUUUACUUAGUCUUGGCUUUGGCUGUAGUUUCCUUCCUCUUCAUCACGUGUUUGGUGGUUAUUAUAUCAGUGAAGAUCUACAGAUGGAGACAGUCUCGCAUCCUGUAUCACUCCAGUCUCCCUGUCAUUCCAUAUUAUCCACCACGUUACUCAGACACUUUGGGGACAGGGACUCUGCAACACGUGUACAAUUACGAGGUGUGCAGGACGACAGACUCCAGAAAGAGUGACUGUAAGUUCGGCAGAGCCGGUAGUCAGAACGUGCUGAUAAUGGACCCCAGUUCUACAGGGACGAUGCAGCGGAUACAGAGUGACAAGAGCAUCCUGGAUGAACCUGACUCUCACUGUUGA
Molecule: messenger RNA, 2614 nt
Organism: Epinephelus fuscoguttatus (brown-marbled grouper)
Lineage: Eukaryota; Metazoa; Chordata; Actinopteri; Perciformes; Serranidae
Product: protocadherin gamma-A3-like
Exons: 1
Coding region: 176-2614 (812 amino acids)
Biological process (GO): homophilic cell-cell adhesion
Cellular component (GO): plasma membrane
Molecular function (GO): calcium ion binding
Source: RefSeq, a predicted model, not a curated record